CAAAUGUGCCCAAAAUGACUACAAAGAGAUGCAUAGUGACCGCAAUAAAAUGCAAAACAACGCCAAAAGACAUAAAAACAGAAAUGCAAAACGAUUACAAAGACACAGAAAAUAGUCACAAAGAGAUGCAAAAUAAUUAAAACAAGACAGAAAACUACAACUGUUGCAAUACACUAGAAGCAACCACAAAGAAAUGCACACAGGAUGAUCACAGAUGCAAACUGGCUACAGAGAAACACAAAGUGACUGCAAAAGACAGAAAACUACCGUUAAGAGAUGCAAACUGACUCUGAAAACGACAACGCACAACACAAAGUGACUACAAAUGGACAAAAAUGCUACAAAAGACACAGAAAUCCCAUAAAAUCGACACAAAACAACUACAAAAAUCUAAAAAAAAAAAACAACUGGAAAAAGAGGAAAACUGACUACAAACAGACAAAAACAAACACAAAGAGACACAACAUGGCUGCAGAGACAUAAAACAACUACAAACAACCACACAAAGCCACAAAAUGACUGUAAAUACGCACAGGCUGAGCAUAAGCAUUGCACACAAUGCGUUUCCCUCACAUAUUUCUGUAGUGUGUGUUUGUAGCCACAGGAGGGAACUAGAGAGUAGCUCAGUACAAACAUUACUAACUUCCACCUGUCAUACAGGUGAAGUAAACGGAUGUUAUUGUGUGAAAUAAUUGGUUUUCUCUCCGUGUUUUUACUUCUGCUUCAUUGUGUGAUCAUAUUUAGUUAUUUACAGUCACAUAUAAAACGGAAACUCAGAUCCGACUCCGGGUUCAUGAGGAACAAUAAGAAGUGAGUCAUAUGAGGCGGCUGGCAAAUCAGCGAGCAGCGUCUCUCCAGGAAACACUGCCGGGUCUCCAGCUGCUCACCUGCGGCCACAAGCAGCCAGAGAUCCUCGAGGGAUUGACGGAGCACAAACAGCUUCAUCUUCAUCUUCAUCUCAACUAACUGUGCGCAGAAACAGCGAUGGUUUGCGGCGGAUUCGUUUGUACCAAGAACGCACUGUGCGCCCUCAACAUCCUUUAUGUUCUGGUGAGUCUGCUGCUUAUCGGCGUGGCGGCUUGGGGGAAAUGGUUCGGCCUGGUGUCCAGCAUCAGAGUGGUGGCGGUGGUCAUCAGCGUGGGAAUCUUCCUGUUCCUGGUCGCCUUUGUGGGGCUGUGCGGUGCUCUGAAGCACCACCAGGUCCUGCUCUUCUUUUACAUGAUCAUUCUCUUUGCAGUGUUUGUCUUGCAGUUUUCAGUGUCCUGUGCGUGUCUGGCUCUCAACAAAGACCAACAGAACCACCUGCUGGAGGCCGGAUGGAAUAACUCCGAGGCCACUCAGAAGGACGUUGAGAAGACGCUAGACUGCUGUGGCUUCUCUCAUGUCAACUACAACGGCUCAUGUGCUGCUAGCUGCUUCAAACAGUCACCACCGUCCUGCGUGACCUGCUCAGACCUGAUCCAGCAGUAUGCCGGACAGGUGCUGCGGUUCGUGGGCGGCAUCGGCCUCUUCUUCAGCUUCACGGAGAUCCUGGGAGUUUGGCUCACCCACAGAUACAGAAACACCAAAGAUCCUCGAUCCAAUCCUGGGGCCUUUCUUUAGGCACUAACAUUAAAAUAAAUGAAAAACUUCACUGCUCAGUAACUGUUUUCCCUGUAACUUUAUUAACCAUAGUCUGUCUGUAAUGUCUAAAGAGUAACUUGCACUCAAAUGAAAAGAUUUGGAAUCAAAUUAUACAUGUUUAAACUUUUUUAGAUACCAACAUCAAAGCAGCAACAGCUCUUUGUAUUUAGUGUGUGCACUGCAAAACAUUAGUUUCUUACGUUUUUUGUUGUCUAUCGAAGCAUAUACUCUUAAAAUCACUAUGUGCUGUAUGUUGUUUUCACUGUAGGAGUCUAAUAAAACAAAAUAUUAAGCAUUAA
Acanthochromis polyacanthus (spiny chromis) is the source of this 1922-nucleotide messenger RNA. RefSeq names its product tetraspanin 13a (gene tspan13a). Gene Ontology annotation, cellular component: membrane. The transcript is spliced from 6 exons. The coding region runs from base 985 to 1602 and encodes 205 amino acids. The record is from RefSeq and is a predicted model, not a curated record. Lineage: Eukaryota; Metazoa; Chordata; Actinopteri; Pomacentridae.